GACUGAGAUAAUCAUAAACCAUAUAUAAAUGUAGCUUUUUAAAAAAAAAUUAUCUUAAUUUCCUCAACAUUAUUUUAUCUUAUUGUAUAACUAGGUGUCCUUUAUAAGGAAUAUGUGUCUUGUUCUUUCAUGACAAAGAAGCUUGCUAGAUAAGAAUCUGAUUAUUAGAAGAAAUAAAAGAAAGCUCUACUUGUCUUUAUCUAUUUUCUCUCUUCAACAUCGAAAUCAAAAAAUAGUGUGAAGCUGCUGCUGCAUUCAAAGAUUUAUUAUCUUCCACUUUAUUUCUGGUAAUCUUCAUCCUCAGAGAAAAGGAAAGGAAGGAUAUGAACGAGUUAAAGAGUGGGAGAGAGAAGCCAUGGAACAAUAUUUAUAGUAGUGAGUCUGUGUCUCUUGACAAGGAAGGUCCAUGGAAAAGCUUUGGCUCAUCCAUGAAUGCCAUUUCUUUCGGAUUCGUGGCAACGGCCAUCUUAAUCUCCAUGUUUCUCAUAAUGGCUAUAUUCGAGCAUCUAUUCAGACCCGAUGCAUCGUCCCACCAAGACUCCGAGGAGACGCAGAUGCACAAGCUUCAAACUCCAGUACAAACAUCAUAUGCAACAGAUUUCUCAGUGGUGAUGCCUGGACAUCAGUAUCCUAGCUUCAUUGCUCAACCUGCUCCUUUGCCAAGGGAAGGAGUGUCUUGGCUCUCUCACUCUCACUCUCACUCUCACACUCACACUCACACUCACACUCACACUCAUCAAACCAACCAAUAAAGCUGCUGCUGUAGCUUACUUCAAUUUGGAAUCUUUUGUACACAUCACUUGAAAUUUUGAUUACAUGAGACAAAUUUGAACUUCUGAAUAA
Messenger RNA from Salvia miltiorrhiza (redroot sage), 843 nucleotides. RefSeq lists its product as uncharacterized. The transcript is spliced from 3 exons. The record is from RefSeq and is a predicted model, not a curated record. Lineage: Eukaryota; Viridiplantae; Streptophyta; Magnoliopsida; Lamiales; Lamiaceae. The coding region runs from base 324 to 752 and encodes 142 amino acids.